GCAGCAGUUGUUCAAUUCAUUCUCCACUCAUGCAUGUUGGCUGGAUUAACUGAAAAUUGUCAACCCAUUUUCAGAAUGAUCAGUGUCAAGAAUAAGACAGAAGCUAAAAAAUUCAUCAUUGAAAAGCUUCAUAAAAACUUACAAGAUUUAUCCAAAGCUUUGUCAAGAAAUGUUGAUGAUUGUGUGCUAAUUCUAAUGAGGAUUUUACUAAGAAUCAUCAAUAAGGGUGCAGUUGCGUACCCUCAAAACUGGUCAACAAUUGAAAGUCGUCGUGAAUGGGAAAAAGUAUUUCAAAAUGAAUAUCUGUUGCCUGUGUUUCAAGAUAUUGAUACACAGAUACAAGAUGCAAAACAAUUAAUGAAACAAGCUGAAGAUGAUGAAAGAGAACCACUGAACAGACUCUUGAAUGAUAUUAACUCUGAUGAUGAAAUUGAAAAACGCUUUGAUUGGAAACAUUGUUUCUUCUGGAAUUAUUUUAGUCAACCAACCCCUGAACACCUAUUACAAGUUUUGUCUGACAAGACUGAAAAGGGUCAUGGUGAAGUUUUGAAAUUGAUUCUUCAAACACCAGAUAUUUAUCUACUUAUGCAUUUGGAAGAUAUUCUGAAAUUACAACAUGUUAUGAUUGAGAGGUAUAAAUACAAUAUCGAUAUGCAAGAAGCAGACCAAAGAACCUUUGAGGAUCAUGUACAUCAAGAUGGAUUUGAUGAUGAAGCCUCAAUUGAAAAAUAUAUUAUUGCAUGGAAUUCUAUCUGCCCUCAAUUACAGGAUUUUGCUCCAAGCUUGUUGAAAAACUACUUUGUACCAAUUACAAAACAGAGCUCUUUAUCUGUCGCUCUUCCUAGUAUGCGUGGUCGUGGACAAUGUGCAAAAUUACUUGCUGAAUAUUUAAUUGAGAUUCAGAAUUCAUUUCUUUCAAACUGUCACAGAGCUAUGCGAUUAGCUGAAAGAAAUGAAUAUGCUGAUGUUCUGCAACUUGUUUCAAAUGAUUUUAUUUGCACCAAGAAACAAGAUCUCUUACUUUUAAUUAAUGAGCAUUCCAAAUAUGAUAUUUUGACGAAUGAACAAGAAAAACAACAUUUGAUGUCUUACAAUAUUGAUGCUUUAGAAAAACAGGUUCAAGAAGAAUUCGUUCGCAGCAAGAAGCUAAUUGAUAAGAAGACAUUACCUUGUAUGAGCUAUCCUCAGGAUGUUGGAAUUGGUGUUGAUUGGGGUAGAGUUGUAGCAACUACAGAUCAGAUACCAUUGACAGCUAAGCUAUCUCAAGAUAUUGACAGAUUAGUUUCAAAAUGCCAUUCCUCUGAGAUAUGUGAAGUGGUUAGAACUUUAACAAACGCUAUCACCUUUUUGUCUAAGGUGAAAAUAAGAUCUGAAAGACCGCUCUGUGAUUUUCUUGAGAAAGAUCUGAAAAUGAUGUCAGCCCAGACUUCUAUGAUACCAAGAUCCACCAAUACCAUGCCAUGUUCUUUCUUUGUAUCAAAGUCAAUCAAGAAGAGAUUCCCGAAUAUAUCAGAGAAAAAGUUGAAAGAUACUUUUAAACAAAUGGAUGUUUGUCAUGCUUUACAAAAGAAUCAACGAAAUGUUGAUCAACUUUCAGAAAGUAAUGCUGACUGGAGGUGA
This is a messenger RNA of Styela clava, 1620 nucleotides long. The record is from RefSeq and is a predicted model, not a curated record. NCBI's taxonomy places the organism in Eukaryota, Metazoa, Chordata, Ascidiacea, Stolidobranchia, Styelidae.